Messenger RNA from Drosophila busckii, 2824 nucleotides. RefSeq lists its product as uncharacterized. NCBI's taxonomy places the organism in Eukaryota, Metazoa, Arthropoda, Insecta, Diptera, Drosophilidae. The record is from RefSeq and is a predicted model, not a curated record. The transcript is spliced from 5 exons. Bases 1 to 2418 code for a protein of 805 amino acids.
AUGGCGCUUAGUGCUGCUUGCAGUUGCGCCUUGGCGCUGUUUAUUGUGUUAACGCUGCAGCUGAGCGCUGCGGAAUAUCCCGGCGUUAUAGAGCUCGUCGGCUAUAGCAAUCGACGCGCGCGCACACAUUUUAUGGCAGAGCCAAGUUUAAAUCCAACGCUAACGCCGCCAGCUGCCAAAACACGCGCUGACAUUGAAACUGUAAAGCGUAAUAUGAAAAAAUACGACAGGCUGCUGGAGCUGGAUACGAAAAAUUUGCCCGAACCACAAAAGGAUAUGCUGGCUAGAAUAGUGGAGCGUGUGGCGCGCCUUAAAGAAACGCUGGACAUAGAAGAGCAGCAGUUAAUAAGGCAGGAAGCAACUUCAGCGCGCAGCAGCAGCACACAACAGUUGCUGUCGUCGUCGUCCGAGCAGCAGCAGCAGGAGCAAAGCACGCUGCCAAGCACAGGCUACACCGAAGCUGAAACAGAUCCGACGCUGCUGCUGGAUGAAACAACGUUGCUGGAACUGCAGCAUACAAUGGCUGAGCAGGCAGCGCUACAAGCUGAAGUAACAGCGCAAACUACGUUAAUGGAUAAGCUGCCAACAACAACAGAUCAAAGCUACGAGUAUGCAACCAAUAUGGCUGAGACUACAGCGCCAGCGCUGACUACAUUGGCGCAGGAAACGCUGCAAACGGAGCAGUCCAACAGCGAGGAGCAGGAACAAACUACGCUUAGUGGCGAAGGCGCUACUGGCGCCACCGAUAUGGACGAACAGUUUGUUGCUGCGCGUUCGAAUAACAAUAUUGCUGCUAUAACUGCUGCCGAUGCGGAGCCCAACAGCAGCACAACCAUAAGCGUUGGCAAUCAACGCACGCUCAGCGGCAAGCAUAAGCUGCGCGGCACUAAACGUCCUUUUGGCCAUAAGGUAACAGCAGCGUUGAAGCGCGGCGGACAGCGUCCCAGCAGCGUAAGCAUUGCUGCUGCCAAUGCAGCAGCAGCAGCCAAGCCCAGCACACCCAGCAGCAGCAGCAGCAGCACCAAACAAAAGCUUAGCAGCAACAGCUAUCAGCAAAAGCAAACCAAGUUGCCUGUAAAAACAGUUACAACCACCAGCAGCAGCAGCAGCAGCAGCACUUUGGCCAGCAGCGCUGCUACUUUGCCGCUGGAGCAACUUUAUACGCGCACACCAACAGCCAAUAUACCCAUUGCUGCCAGCAGUCAAACUGUAUCGACCGCAGCUGAGCCUUUAGUUUAUGAUGCUCAUGUGAAUGCCUCGGCGCUUAUUGACAGCCUCAAUACAAAUGCUAGAGAGGAAUACUAUCAACAGAAGCUGGGCGGUCUGAAUGCCAACAACAAGGAUAACAAGAAGACAGCGACGGCAAAGCCCACCAAAUAUCAUUAUUAUCCACACAAUCAACACAUCUAUCUACUGCCCGAAUGCGCCAUCCAGCAGGUCUGCAAUGCUGUCUACGUGCGUCUCAACUACACCCAACCGCUAUGCGCCUGUCCAUCAAGAUAUCGUGAUCCCUGCUCGGCCAGUCUCAAUGAGGAUGAUCAGCACACAACCAAAUUGGUUGGUGAUAAUAAAAAGAAGGCAAUUACGCUGGCCAAAACCUGCGAGGCAACUACCGAAAUGCGCGAGUGCCGCUCACCCAAGGAUUGGUCGCUGCUGGCGCUGCAAAAUACACGCACUGGCAAAUCGCAUUAUCUGGUCAUCUGUCGCUGUCCGGAUCAUUUCAAAAUGGAGGGACCCAUGGCGCAUGAUCAGCCCACCUAUGCCAGCGUGCCCGGCAUACGCGUCUUUGGCAUGAUGUGCGUUAAGCCUGGCUACUCGGUGCGCAAGCCCAGCGCUCAGCCGCCCAAGCGUUAUCAGCUGCAGAAACCCUUCUAUCGCCCCAGCAACGGCGGCGGCGUUAGCAGCUCGCUGGGCGGACAAAAGGACACUUAUGGCAGACCCAUCUAUGGCGGCUCCUCUGGCAGCUCUGCCAUCAGCAGCAACUAUCAGGCGCAGGAUCAGAGCUUCCAGAGCGGCAGCUCCUAUCAGUAUUUGAAUCGCCCUGAGAACACGCAUACGCACAGUACGCCCAACUUCCGACCCGAUCAAUUCACGCUCAGCGGCUUUCCCGGCAGCAACUAUGGACGCAAUAACGAGCGACGCGGCGAGGCGCCACCAAUUGAAGCAGCAGCCGAGGAACGCGAAGCGCCCAGCAGCAGCACGCAGUCGAGUGAGCUAGAAUCAGAGGCACGCACUACGCUUCAAGUGGACACCAGCUCCAAUGACGAGCGCAGCGAAACGCCAGCGUCGGAUUCCAACGCACAAGCGGAGACAAGCCGUGCACGGCGUUCGCUUUAUGCGGAUGAGUUUGAGCCGGAAUUCCCUUGGGAUCGCGUGCUGGAGUUUGAGCAGACCAUAGACUGGGAUCAAGCAAACUAAACUAGUAGCUAACAAUUUUUUUCUAGCACAAAAUUUUUCUGAAAUGAGCCACCAAUUUUUGAAAAACAACAAAACCGCUAACUACUGUGACUGAGACAACAACAAAAAAUACUUAAAAAAAAGAAUGAUGGGCAGCUCUGCCCGACUACGUAAGCAGCGGUUUUACGUCACGUCACGUAACGUAUUUUAAAUUUUAAAAAAUCAUAGCUAAGCGCCCUUAACUUAAGCAUUUCAAUUAUGGCAUUUGAAUGAUCUGCACGUGGAUCGUAUUUUAAUUUUAAAUUAAUACUCGUAUUUUGUAUUUAUUGCACACAACUAACGAAUUAAUUAAACAAUUACGCGUCACAGCUAACGCAUAUAUACACUAAUUGUUUAAUUAAUUUGUUUUGCAUGUAACGUAACGUAA